Molecule: messenger RNA, 5462 nt
Organism: Lepisosteus oculatus (spotted gar)
Lineage: Eukaryota; Metazoa; Chordata; Actinopteri; Semionotiformes; Lepisosteidae
Source: RefSeq, a predicted model, not a curated record
GCAACCUUUUGUUUUUUCUCCUGUAACGCACAUGCAAGCAAGUCACCUAGAAAUAGCGUUAGCUGGCGCCGUUGCUUUGUGAUCCCUUCAGAACCGCUCGUCAGCUUUGUAAACUCCGAUUGGUGAGCAUCAAUACCUCGCCGAGACACGAAUGGUUACUGUAUCGACAGAAAAAGCGCAAGGCUGAUAAAACAGGAGUAUUCCUGAUCGGGAAAUAAUCUGGAAUGCACUGGUAAAGACAUACAGACGUUGUUCUCGUUGAGGGCGCUGUAAAUAACUAGACACUACAACACACCCUCACAAGCGCAAACUACGGCCAUCGAUGCCUCUUUUAGGGCUGGCGCUGCGGUAUUAUUUCCAGGUCACGGGCUACGCUUCCUGUGCGGUGUGUUUGUAUUAAAGAUGGCCGGUGAUGGAGGUGCUCUAAAGGAUAUCAAUGAGAUUAAAUCCCAGUUCCGGACAAGGGAGGGUUUUUACAAACUGCUCACCCUCUCGGAUUCCCAGCAGCGGGGCGGGCUACCCCGGGGACCUUCCGCCGGGUCGGCAGCAGGUCCCGGGGCCGGGCCGGGCGCGAUCCCCGGUGGGGGCGGAGGGGCUCCGGUCCCCGGGCCCGGGGCAGGCUCGUCCGCCGCCGCCGCCUCAGCCGCCUCCACCUCGGCGGCCGGCUUCCUGCCUCCGGUCCGGGUCUCCAUGGUGAAGCUGCAGCCGGAAGACCCGAGCGAGGAGUCUGAACGAGUGUGCUUCAAUAUUGGCAGGGAACUUUAUUUCUACACCUACACUAACAUCAAGAAGGCGGUGGACCUCAGCAAGCCCAUCGACAAGCGCAUCUACAAGGGCACCCAGCCCACGUGUCACGAUUUCAACCAGUACUCGGCCACGGCGGACAGCGUGUCGCUCAUCGUGGGCUUCUCUGCCGGGCAGGUGCAGUACCUGGACCCCAUCAAGAAGGAGACCAGCAAGCUCUUCAACGAGGAGAGGCUGAUCGACAAGUCCAAGGUGACGUGCCUGAAGUGGCUGCCCAAGUCGGAGAACCUCUUCCUGGCCUCGCACGCCAGCGGGCACCUCUACCUCUACAACGUGGAGCACCCCUGCGGCACCGCGGCCCCCCAGUACUCCCUGCUGCGGCAGGGCGACGGCUUUGCCGUCUACGCCUGCAAGGCGAAGGCCCCCCGCAACCCGCUGCUGCGCUGGACGGUGGGCGAGGGGGGGCUGAACGAGUUCGCCUUCUCGCCAGACGGCGGCCACCUGGCCUGCGUGGGGCAGGACGGCUGCCUGCGGGUCUUCCACUUCGACUCCAUGGAGCUGCAGGGCGUGAUGAAGAGCUACUUCGGGGGGCUGCUGUGCGUCUCCUGGAGCCCCGAUGGGAAGUACCUGGCCACGGGGGGGGAGGACGACCUGGUGACCGUGUGGUCCUUCGCCGAGGGCCGCGUGAUCGCCAGGGGCCACGGGCACAAGUCCUGGGUGAACGUGGUGGCCUUCGACCCCUUCACCACCAGCCUGGAGGAGGGGGAGCGCGGGGAGCUCAGCGGGAGCGAGGAGGACGUGCAGGAGGCCGCGCACUUCGGGAGGGUGCGCACCAGCAGCACGCUGUCCCGGCUCUCCAGGCACAGCUCCAAAGGCGGGGGCCCCUCGGUCACGUACCGCUUCGGGUCCGUAGGGCAGGACACCCAGUUUUGCCUGUGGGACCUGACGGAGGACGUGCUGUACCCCCGCCUCCCUCUCUCCCGCGCCCGCACCCUGACCAACACCUUCAACUCCGUCAUUCCACCCUCCGCCAGCGGGGGCAGCAACCUAGGGGGCGGGGGCAACAGCGAUGCCCCCGCCGGGCAUGGACAUCACCACCUGCCCCGCUCCCUCUCCCGCUCGAACUCCCUCCCCCACCCGGCUGUGACCAACGCCUCGAAAAGUCCGGCCUCCUCGGACGUGGGGGGCGGCGGCGGCGGGGGGGCAGGGGGGGCAGGGGGGGCCCCCUUCAGCAUCGGCCGCUUCGCCACGCUCUCCCUGCAGGAGAGGAAGUCGGACAAAUCCGGCGGCGGGUCAGGGGGCUCCUCCUCCUCCUCCUCCUCCGGCGGCGGCGAGAAAGAGCACAAGCGCUACCACAGCCUGGGCAACAUCAGCAAGAGCAACGACAAGAUCAACGUGGUGCCGCGGAGCCAGCGCCUGGACGCCGCCAAGGUGCUGGGCACCACGCUGUGCCCGCGCAUGAACGAGGUGCCCCUGCUCGAGCCGCUGGUGUGCAAGAAGAUCGCCCACGAGCGCCUGACCGUGCUCAUGUUCAUGGACGACUGCAUCAUCACCGCCUGCCAGGAGGGGCUGAUAUGCACCUGGGCGCGGCCCGGGAAAGCUAGCUUGACGGCACAGAACGGCAGCUCGCCCAGUGGGACGGUGGUAUAGCUCUGGUGGACACCUUCGUCUCUCGGUUUGCCAUAGAGCCUGUGACGGACUCUCGCCCAUUAACUGAAGGACUACAGACUUGCCAGUUCGCCAGAGUGUUGCUUCUCCCUCUCUCCCCCCUCCCUCUCUCCCAGGGGAAGGGACGAGUGUGACACCGUUCUUCUGUGGACACCAGGGCUGGGCAAGGGGGGGGACUCCCUUUUGUGAAACACUUCGAAGCCACGACUGUUGUAUCUUAUUUAUUUUAACAUACAGACUCUAGUAAUUUAUAUUGUACAUAUGCAAAGGAUUAGAUGUAUUAAAUAUCUAAAGGGGGGAAAAAAAAGAUUUAAUAUAUUAAAAAUAUAUAUUGUACAUAGUUACACAGUUAAAGCUGAGCGUCCGAGACUAGAAAGCUGCAGCUGUAGUGAUAGUGUGUUAGAACUCCCGAAGUGACGUCAUGUCAAUUAAAACAGAUGUAUAUGAUGAGGCUCGUCAGAUGCACGUGUUCUGAGUUUUUAGUGGAAGGGGAAGUUGUUUUUCUAACUCAGGGUGGUGAGGGGGGUUUAUCUGUUUUAAAAUGCUUACCUGUUGACACAGAACUGGCGUAUUUGUCAAGCAGCAUGCUGCACCCCUGUUUCCCAGCUGCUCAUCUUCCAGCCUGAAUACCUUAGACAGUGUACACAUUCUCAGCCCUGCCAUAUUGGAACAAACCACAACACCAAGCACAUAAUGGAGCAGGCACACACAUCUGCGGGUGAUUCAGACAACAGCGUGCAGAGACCUGCUCAGAUUGAACACCAACGUGUACAACAGUGGGAGAACAACUGGGAACUGGAAAUCAUCCAGUGUGGUUUAACGGAAGCUUAUCAAUUUCAUAUGGCCGGGCUCAGUACAAAACCUCCCCUCUUGCAUCUUUUGCCACUGGUACAUUCAGUUUUAGGUCUAUGUCCUGUAACUGCUGCAUCAGAACAAGUUGCCUUGUAAGAACUGAGCUCUGUUGCUUUAAACCAAACAAAGUAGAAAAACUGAAAAAUGCAACUGGCAGGGUUUGUUCAGUCUCCUUUAAAGAGCUCAAUACCAGUGAGUACCAAGCCUGGUCCAGGAGGAACACUGUCCUUGCCAGUUUCAUUCCAGCUGAGCUUCAAAUCACCAGUGCUAACCGAUGACCUCAUUGAUCAGCUGGGCUGUUUAUACUAUUCUACUUGUGUCUUCAGUCCAUCCUGAGUGUCAAAAAUGCCUUAUUUCAAGGACCGCGUGUCCAAAAACAGCAGUGUGCAGAACGUGGCGGACUCUAUCCUCAACUUCCCUGUCGUUGUAAACAGGUCUUACUAAUUGUCCCUCCUACAAAGAGCGUUUUCCCUUCUGCAGUCAGCCGGUCGGCCACAUUCUAGGCAAGACACCCAACCGAAUGAAAGCGCUUCUGAAUUACAGGCUUGAUUUCCUGCUGCAGAUCCCACUCAACCAUUCAAGAGCUGAAGGCAAAUUUCUAAAUGUGCCCCAGAAUGAAAACAGAUUAGAAGAACAAUUAGUAGGGUCACAAAGAACGUGGCUGGAUGGAAAAGCCAGCAGACAUUGUCUUCCUCGUGAACCAACGCUGGGAACCACUGCUCUAGAUCUCCGGCGAGCAGGUCAUGGAGUGUUGUUUGUGGGGCGGUGUCGGUAGAUACCUUUUAAACAUGAAAUGGUUUUGUGAGCGAAAACUUUGAAAACCAGAAAGCCCUUCAGGAUCUCCAGGUACGGGGGUUGCAGACUUCCUACUCUAGACCAAAGAUGCCAGUGCGUUAUGAAUAUUUCUGAAACACUAAAACGGAUGUGUGCUGCCUGUUGUGUUUCUGUCAGGUGGCAGGAUGAACUUCCGCUAUUAAAAACCGUUCAUCGGCUAUGGCAUGAAGAGAUAUGUCUUUUUGGAGAGUGCAUGCAACAGGGGCCAAGAUGAAAUAUCCCAAGUCGCAGAAAAAGAAAUAAAAGUGUGUGCGUGUACGUGCAGCUCUCCAUUAUUAUUUUUAAACAUAGCAACUUGAAACAUUCUUCUCCCAAAGAAUUCACUUGCCUUUGAUGAAUUAAACUUGAAAGUUGGGGAAAAAACAGCUUUGAUAAUGCAAGAGCUGGUAUAGCUGGCACAAGGGUAUUUGCUAAGCAAAUAGUAAUGAGUGGGGUCGAUACAUUUGUAACAUUAGUUUAUGAAGAGCUGAAACAAGUUGGGUUUGUAGGAAAGGGGUGACGUGAAGUGAGCUGCUGGACUGGGCAGCCGGUCUGCCUCACAUUCAGGAGCUGUUCUGGUGAGGAAAGCUGAGGUUGUGAAAGGGCAGCGGAGUCUUAUCUGUCACUUCUCUUUCCUCGUGCUGUCCUGCACAGUCGCAUUCGUCUCUGAUCCAGAACAGCAGCAUUCUCAGAAUCACUCCGGCAGACUGCUUCCUUCCAGGCAAAGGGUUUAUCUCUUUUUAAGUCUCUCGGUCAUAUGAGGCACAGCCCCACAGUGUUAAGGUGUCAAGCCACAACCAGCACUUCAAACUCCGACCAACAGACUGACUGCAUUUGUAAACGGACAGGAUCCAGAAUAUUUUAACACUUGGCCGUAAUGGAACAGCAGCUCACUUCAAGCCAGGUGAGAACAGGAGAGAGGACUGCUAUCAGACAUUGCCAGCACCUCCAAUAACAUGCCACUGACGUUCUUCAUAGAAACAUGAGAAUAUCUGCAGUAAAUAUUGGAAUACAUUUAUUCACAAUCAAGCCCCAAGGAGACAACUAAACUUUGCACCACAAAAUGGAAAUAAACGAAAAGGAUGCAGUUAAAAAUUGUCAAGCUAAAACAGCAGAGAAAACACUCAGGAAGAAAUAUCCACAGACACCAUCCAAGGCAACACCUGUCCAACCUGACGGACUGUGUGGACUGUCUACAGAACGAGAAGUAGAGGAGUUUUCUUGCCAUGUGGACACGUACACUGGAAUUCUUCUGCGCGGUGAUCUCUCGGGACACGCACAGAGCAACAGGCAGCACCACACGAUGUGGACAGUACAAACAUAAUAAAUGAUAACAACAGGAAAAAAUCAAUAUGUUGUGGGACAAUAAAUAUGCGGUUGUGAGA